GAUCUCUCGCUUGCAGAAUAAAAAUAAGGUCAGUGUAAAAUAGACUGAAUACCCUGGACGUGGUUAUGGUUGAAUUAAGGAUUUUCUUUCCAAAUUAGCUUUUUAAUUUAACGUUCAGCUUUUCCAAAAGUUUUGUUUGUGGAUUACUCUAAUUUCUACAGCGGAACAAAGAUCUACUGAAGUAUUCACAUCUUCCAAUAUGGAUGAGACAUCCGCAGACUCCGUCACCCUGGACAUGUUAAGAGAAGCCCGAGAGACAGUGAGUCGCAGCCCUCUGGGUGUCAUCAACACUCCCAUGAUUCCUUGGUCCCAGACCACUUUGCCUCUGAGUGUCAGCUGCAACAUCCAGAUCAAACUGGAAAACCUGCAGAGAACCGGGUCUUUUAAGAUAAGGGGGGUGGCCAAUCAGUUUGCCAGGAGACCAAAGGGAGGACGCUUUGUCACUAUGUCUGCAGGGAACUAUGGGAAAUCUUUUGCAUAUGCAUCAAAACAUUAUGGGUCACAGGGAAAGGUGGUUAUGCCGGAAACUGCCCCAGAGUCCAAGUCCAUCCUCAUACAGAGUUUUGGAGUAGAGGUGGAACGAGUUCCUACAUCCUGUCUGAUGAACGUAGUGAACCGAUGCGUGCAGGAUGACAACAUGACCUUCCUGCACUCCUAUGAUGAUCUGGAUCUAAUAGCUGGACAUGCCAGCCUGGGCAUGGAGGUGCUGGAGGUGCUGCCGGAGCCUGACGUGGUGGUGGUGUGCUGUGGUGGAGGCGGGCUGCUGGCCGGAGUAGCUGCUGCAAUCAAACUGUCAGGUUGCGAUAAAACCAGAAUCUAUGGCGUGGAACCAGAAGGAGCCUGCACAAUGUACAAAAGCUUUACUGAGAAGAAGCCAGUUGGGAUGGACACCAAGAGUAUCGCCUCUGGUCUAGCACCUCCUUUUGCAGGCAGGCUGCCGUAUGAGCUGUGUCAGCGCUAUGUGGAGGGGAUCAUCCUGGUGAGUGAUGAGGAAAUAAAGACAGCGGUGUCCACCCUCUAUAGAGCUGGACUUGUGGUGGAGCCAUCAGGCUCUGCUGCCUUUGCUGCCAUUGAUAAUAACAAGAUACCUGACAUGGAGGAGAAGAACAUUGUGUGCAUCCUCAGCGGAGGAAACAUUGGAAAAGACGAGCUCGCCAACUUUCCAGACUAAAAACUUUAGCAUGGCUCUUCUAAAACAAGUACUUUAUCACCCAGUUGAAGAAGGUGCCUUGAUGAUAGUUUGUCUUAAUUUUAGGUAGAAUCUUAUACAUGUAAAAAGUCCCCAAUGCUAUGGACACUAGUGCAUCCCAAUACCAUGACAGAGGUAGAAAACAGCUGAGAUGGUCUUUCUUAACUUUGUGAAAUGGCAGGGAUCUCAAACUGCGGUCCUUGAAGGCAACUGCAGGUUUCACACAUUUCUUUGCUUCAGCUUAAUGAAUCAUUUGGGAACAACUUGACAAUAAGCUGUUGGAUCCAUUUAAUUUGAAUUAGGUGGCAUCUUAAACCUGCAGGACAAUGGCCGAGGUACUUCUAAGCCUAGGGGGCUGUAUUGAUCAUGGUGAAAUGACAGUUUCUUAUGCAGUCCAGCCUGGCAAACGAACAUAAUCACGUGUUGCAGAUGAAUCUGCUGAUUGUAAAAUCUUUUAUGUGCCCAAGACUUUUAAGCAUGUAAUGCAGGAACCAAUUUUAAAUUUUCUUAAU
Messenger RNA from Melanotaenia boesemani (Boeseman's rainbowfish), 1701 nucleotides. It is a transcript of the gene srr, whose product is annotated as serine racemase. The record is from RefSeq and is a predicted model, not a curated record. The coding region runs from base 200 to 1171 and encodes 323 amino acids. Gene Ontology annotation, biological process: L-serine catabolic process; L-threonine catabolic process. Gene Ontology annotation, molecular function: threonine deaminase activity; L-serine ammonia-lyase activity. Lineage: Eukaryota; Metazoa; Chordata; Actinopteri; Atheriniformes; Melanotaeniidae. The transcript is spliced from 7 exons.